Psylliodes chrysocephalus is the source of this 336-nucleotide messenger RNA. Lineage: Eukaryota; Metazoa; Arthropoda; Insecta; Coleoptera; Chrysomelidae. The record is from the annotation of a GenBank genome assembly.
AUGUACUUAUUACAUUUGAAAAAAAGUACUUGUGCUUGUACUUUAAUUAACGCUUUUGUGUCUAAGAUAGCCGUUAUAGCAGCAGUAGCCAAUUCCAGAUUUAAAAUGAGUUGGUUGAGUAUCUUCAAAGAUACUGAUGUUCAAGUAUCCGCAGAAGAUAUUCAAUCUUGGAUAUCGAGUAGUGCUUUGGCCUUUAAAGUAUUAGUUGCGCCCGACUUGACAGCUCAAGAAGACCUUAAAGACGCGUUUUUUGAUUUUAAGGAUGAUGUCGAGGUUAUUGUUUCUUCGGAUACUGCUAUAAGGCUCCAUUCUACUGAUACUUUUCAGAACCAGUAA